AUGGAGACGCCGUGGGUUGAGAAGUACCGGCCAAAGGUGCUGAAGGACAUCGUGGGAAACGAGGAGACUGUGGAUCGACUCAAAGUGAUUGCAGAGGCCGGAAACAUGCCAAACCUCAUCAUCGCAGGGCCUCCGGGAACCGGAAAGACUACAAGCAUCCUCUGCCUGGCACGAGCGCUCCUGGGUGAAGACGUGUACAAGGAGGCCGUCAUGGAAACCAACGCAUCAGACGAUCGGGGUAUUGAGGUGGUGCGGAACAACAUCAAGAUGUUCUCGCGAAAGAAGGUGACGCUGCCGCCCGGUCGACACAAGAUUGUCAUCUUGGAUGAGGUGGACAGCAUGACAAGUGCAGCACAGCAGGCGCUACGCCGCACCAUGGAGAUGUAUGCCAACACGACGCGCUUUGCGCUCGCCUGCAACACCUCCGAGAAGAUUAUCGAGCCCAUCCAGAGCAGAUGUGCUGUCUUGCGCUACACGCGAUUGUCGGACGCACAGCUCUUGAAACGCCUCCUUGAAAUCUGCGACCAAGAAAUGGUGCCAAAAGUGGAGGAAGGAUUGGAAGCAAUCAUUUUCACGGCGCAGGGCGAUAUGAGACAGGCGAUCAACAACUUGCAGUCGACGUAUGCGGGGUUUGGGAUGGUGAAUGCGGAGAAUGUGUUUAAGGUGUGCGAUCAGCCGCACCCGCUGCUGGUACAGGCCAUUGUGGCCGCGUGCAUUGAGGGAGACAUCGACAAGGCGUACGGAGGAAUGCAAGAGCUGUGGGGAAUGGGGUAUGCGCCUGUGGACAUUAUCACUGUCUUCUUUCGCAUCGUCAAGCAAUACGACAUGCCCGAAUACCUCACCCUCGAGUUUGUCAAGGAGAUUGGACGCACACACAUCCGUGUGCUUGACGGCGUUGACAGCUUCAUGCAGCUGACGGGGCUGCUUGCCCGCCUUGUCAACAUCAGCAGGGCAGCAGCGACAACACACUCGUGA
Molecule: messenger RNA, 975 nt
Organism: Salpingoeca rosetta
Lineage: Eukaryota; Choanoflagellata; Craspedida; Salpingoecidae
Product: replication factor C subunit 2
Exons: 7
Coding region: 1-975 (324 amino acids)
Biological process (GO): DNA-templated DNA replication; DNA repair
Cellular component (GO): DNA replication factor C complex; nucleus
Molecular function (GO): ATP binding; DNA clamp loader activity; ATP hydrolysis activity
Source: RefSeq, a predicted model, not a curated record